This is a messenger RNA of Cylas formicarius (sweet potato weevil), 2789 nucleotides long. RefSeq lists its product as uncharacterized. The record is from RefSeq and is a predicted model, not a curated record. Lineage: Eukaryota; Metazoa; Arthropoda; Insecta; Coleoptera; Brentidae. The transcript has 2 exons. The coding region runs from base 515 to 1504 and encodes 329 amino acids.
UUUUUCGGUACAACAGCGAAGGAGUGAAGACUACCUGAGUAUUGUUGUGCAAAUCUUUAGGCAUCGGCCCUAAUUUUUAUUGUUUUCUGUUAUUUGGUGAGUCCAUUUAACGCAUCCAGUUAUAUAUCAGUUUUUGUGGCUGGUAGUUUCCUCCUCUUGGCCCUCUAACCUUAACCAUGGGGGACUCUUCGGGGGGCGAGGGCCCCCCGACGGUUAGUGCAGCACAAGAAAAUGACAGUUUAUCCAAUGAUUCUCAAAAUCGUCCGUUGAACGGCAUUAUUUGUAACAUUUUGCCACCGGAUUGCAAAAAAACUGCUGAAGAUAUUUCCAGGCUCCAGUAUUUUGAUGUGCCCUCAGGGAAGAGUUGUCAAAGUUAUCGGCAGAGAUCCAGAUUAUCAAGAAUCAGUUCGAGCAAGACGCUGAAAUCCUGCGGGAAGUUGCCAAAAUCUCCGCAAACAUAAGAAGGACAGUAAAUCGGAAAACAAAAUAUGAAAUCACCGAUCAGGGGCCUUUUAUGGUGAUUCUGGAGGGGAUUACAAGUAAGGUGGGGACUCUUCAUCCUAUGAACUUUGGGAAGUUAGUUCAAGUGCAGAGAGUUCAAGGUAUAUUGAAAAUUUCUAGAAAAGGAGCCAAUAAAAUCGGUUUGGAGUUUAACACCUCUGAGUCUGCAAAUAAAUUUUUAUCUAAUGAAUCAUAUUUGACAGCUGGUGGGUAUAAUAAGUAUAUACCUCAAAGACUAGUCACUUGCCGAGGGUUGGUGAGGGACAUUGGUAACUUAAUUGAUGAGGAUGAUUUUUACUCUGAGGCAGAAGCCAAGGUUAAUAUCGGAAGAUCGCUAAAGCGCGUUAAGAUUGUUAAUGUUCGCAGACUAACUAAAAGGGUCAAAUGCCCAGGUGUUCUGCCUGGCACUUUUGGUUUCAAGACAGUUCCAUCUAAUGAUUAUAUAAUAACAUUUGAGGGUAAAACUCUUCCAGAAUCAAUCUGUAUCUAUAAAAAUGAGUGUUCAAUCGAAAAAUAUGUUAGUCCUGUUGUCUUAUGUAUGAAUUGUUGCAGGUUUGGUCAUUGGAAAAACCAAUGUAAAAGCAAGGGUAGAUGUAGUUUCUGCGCUGGAGAUCAUCCAGUAUUUCAUUGUGAACUGAAAGAACAGUUUUAUAAGACGAAACCAUGCCCGACAGACCACUUAAAUCAUGAAGGUAAAUGCAGCCUGGGUAAUUGCGAAAUAUCUCCAAAGCCAACUUGCAUCCACUGUAAAGGCUCUCAUCAGGCCACUGAUAGAUCAUGUCCAGAAAUGGACAGACAGAAGAAAAUCAAUGAGGCUAUGGCAUGGUACAACUUAUCCUUUUUUGAAGCGGCCAAACUCUUUCCAAGAGGCCCCAAAUCAAUUAGAAUUUCAAAAGAAGAACUCCUUCGCUGGAGAAGAUCCGAAAACUCGACAUUUAGAACUUCUGAGAUUAGUCUCCUUCGCUGGAGAAGAUCCGAAAAUCCUCGACAUUUGGAACUUUAAAGUUUAGUCUCCUUCGCUGGAGAAGAUCUGACAAUCCUCGACAUUUGGAACUUCAAAAAUCAGUCUUCUUCGCCAGAGAAGAUACGAAAAUCCUCGACAUUUAGAACUUCAAAAUUCUGUCUCCUUCCUGGAGAAGAUCCGAGAAUCCUCGACGGAAGUCGGCAAUGGGCGAAUGAUCCUGGUAGUCGUGCCCAACAGCUAUCUGUGAAACGCAUCAUUGAAUUGAAUUGAAUUGGAACUUUGUAAAACUUCAUCGGUCUUUCUUUCUUUGGCUCUACGAUUUCCGCCGGUGCAAGUGGUUGCAAGAUUUCAAUCCGAAUAAGUUUGUGGCAUCUCGUAGUUUUCGAGGAUUAAACCGGAUUGAAAUCGUAUAGAAGUUCCGGAUCGUCGUCUUGUUGGUAGUAUUUUACUUGGACGUCCCCAACAUUACAGCUUAGGCUGGAUUAAAGCUAACCAACGUAGCACCUGGCACUCUUCACCGCCACCCACGAUCAUCAGGCGGUUUUUUGGUUCUGGUUUUUGGUUUUGGAUUUGGUCUUCCUUUUGGAACCAGUUUUUGAUUGUUGGACUGGUUUUGGCUUCCCAUUUGGUACUGGCUUCCCCAGUUCCAGUUCAAUUGGAUUUGGUGCCUCCUUACAUCGUGGACGGCACGUGUUAUGAAUUCUGCAACCCAAGAAUUCUUCAAGUCUUCAAGUUUGCUCGGUUCAGGACGUUGCAGUGCAUAUCUCCUCGUCCAAGAGUGAUAAGCAUUCGUGCCUAUCCCACUGACUGGUGAACCCGUAGGCAGUAUACAGGACAGCCAUCUUAGAGCUUGCCCGACUCGUUCGUUGCUGGUAACUGGAGGAUCACAGAUAAGCCUCUAUUUACGUUUCGGUUAAUUUUAUUCCUAUUAAAUACAAAUUUCAAUUUUUAAAUAUCAAUAUAAAUUAAAGAGCUCAGUUAAGGUAAAGAUAAAGUACCCAAUUAUAGAAACAUUUGUUUGUAAGAGUUAUUUGUAAACGAUCGAUCGUAACCAAGCUUCCUGUGCUUAGUGUGUACUUGAGCCAAUAUAUGGAGAUUUAAACUGACGUGCCGGUUUAUUUAUUAAUUAUUUAUUUGGUUUUUGGUUAUUUGGGUUCGAACUUUGUUAACUUUGUGAGUUUGUUGGGUGGCUAGUGAGCAAGGACACUAGUCACUAUCACUAACUUACAGUAUAGGUUGGGGUUUUGUCCUAGCUGGCGCCCCGGUUUCCAACCUUUGAUUUAUUUACUUUCUUUUUUAUACCCCGCCCAUAUUUUGAGAAACU